This is a messenger RNA of Sus scrofa (pig), 1290 nucleotides long. Lineage: Eukaryota; Metazoa; Chordata; Mammalia; Artiodactyla; Suidae. The record is from RefSeq and is a predicted model, not a curated record.
AGCACGGCGCCGCCCUUGUCGAUGUUAACUCGGCCGCACCAGUCGGCCUUGGGGGCGGGGCUGUAGGGGAAAGUGCCAAAGCUGCUGAGGCCCUGAAUUCUAAGACCAUUCCUGAGCUGUUUUGUUCCAGUUUUGGGACGCCACCAAGUGAUCAAUUUGGAUAUUACAUUUGGAUGAAAAAGUGAAGUGAGAAUUCUACUGGAGAGGAAAUGGCUGCCUCAUCAUCAUCCUCCUCAGCUGGUGGGGUCAGCGGAAGUUCUGUCACUGGAUCUGGUUUCAGUGUCUCAGACCUUGCCCCACCACGGAAAGCCCUUUUCACCUACCCCAAAGGAGCUGGAGAGAUGUUAGAAGAUGGCUCUGAGAGAUUCCUCUGUGAAUCCGUUUUCAGUUAUCAGGUGGCAUCGACGCUUAAACAGGUGAAACAUGAUCAGCAAGUUGCUCGGAUGGAAAAACUAGCUAGUUUGGUAGAAGAGCUGGAGGCAGAUGAGUGGCGGUUUAAACCCAUCGAGCAGCUUUUGGGCUUCACACCCUCUUCAGGUUGACCUUGCCUGGAUGUUCACCUCUGGUGCACAAGUACAGGUCCAGCGAGAAACUUUUGUUACAGAUUACAUAGCCAUCCAGAGACUCACAGCUCCAUCCCCGAAUUGUUAUUUCACAUGCGUACUUGGUUUCUCUGUAUCUAUCCACAAGCAACAAAAACUUAAAUGUGUGAUCUUGCAGGGAGAAUUUUUGUUUGUUUUAAAAAGUAUUGAGAAUCAUAUUUAGACAAUCAGUGUCAGAGAACCAAGAGGUUUGGGUUUAAGAGAGAUUUAUAAAACUUCACAAGCCAGGACACAUCCCCGAAUUGGCCAACUGAAUGGCAUCCCUCCUGUCAUUUUGUGCAGUUCCUAGAAUCCUCCACCCCUCAAGUCCAAGGUCAAGAACUGGAGUUAGAAAAUACAGCAUUUCUAAAAAAAAAGAAAAGAAAAGAAAAGAAAAUACAGCAUUUCUGACCUAAAACAGUUCUUUCUGCAAAUGAAUGUGGUUUCAACUCAGGACCUGUCCAAAUUAGGAAUUUUUAAAUGUUGGGGGUUUUUUUCUAUUUUUAAACAUCUAAUUCUAUAGAUUCUAACUUUUUCUAACCUCUUCUAGGCAUGCCAGAUGCUGGCAAAAAGAACUGCUUUUUAAAUGUUGAAGCACUUGUAAAAAUAAAGCAGUGAGCAAAAUCCUUUUAAACAUAGAAAUCCUGAGUUCAUCGUGUUGGUGGGCUCAGGCAAUUCCGUAGCAAAUAAAUCCUUUGAAAGAGCUCCA